AUGUCGACAUUGUUAAACCAUAUUUCUUGUUCACCUCUUUAUUAUCAUCAUCCCUGUUAAUCCAAAAAAACCUAGAGAGAGAAAGAAGAAAAAAGGGGUUUUCUCUCUCUAACUAUCUAUCAUUCUUUCCAACAAAUUGCGAAUUGAAUUACGCAAAAUUUUCCCGUAAUUCGAGAAUCGUGUCCUUAAAAAAAUAUACCCUUUUUAUAUAAAACCCUUUUUAUCACUUGUAUUUCUUCCCAUGUCUUCCUUCUUCCAGGAUUUCUUGUUCCCAAUACUCAGCCUCAAGCCCAUCAGGGAAAACUUUAAUGUGUUGUCAGGUACCCUUUUGAGGCAAUUUCAAGAAACAAUGUCUAAUGCCACCUGUAAGCUGUCUGAUUCGAUGUGUCGCGACGACACGGCCGCAUUGACUCUUAAACUGGUGGCAAUUGGGUCUAUCUUAGUGGCCGGAGCAACGGGGAUUACGAUUCCGUUGCUCGGCCGGAGAAAGAGUUUUCUUGCUACUGAUGGGAAUCUAUUCAUAGCAGCAAAGGCAUUUGCUGCUGGUGUUAUACUUGCUACUGGGUUUGUACACAUGUUGCCUGAUGCUGGUCAAAAUCUUACUAACUCAUGUUUACCGACUCACCCGUGGUCGGAUUUUCCGUUUUCGGGUUUUAUUGCAAUGAUGGCUGCAUUGGUAACAUUGCUUGUGGAUUUUGUGGGGACACAAGUGUAUGAGAGGAGAGCGGAGAGAAUGAAGAGGAAAGGGGAUGGUUUGGGGCUUGAUGGGUCACUUGACUCGGUUUCGGCUGCCGGGGUUUUGCCGGCUGAUCGGUUGGUGGUGAGUAGUAGUGGAGGAGGGAGCAUUGUGGGGAUUCAUGCUCAUGAACAUGGUCAUGAUGGUAAUGGGGUUGAUGGACAUGUUGUUGAAGUGUAUGAUGAUGGUCAUGGACAUGGACAUUCUCAUAGCUUUGGUGGAGAUAGUAAUGCCCGCCAUGUGGUCAUUUCUCAGGUUUUGGAGCUUGGAAUUGUUUCACACUCGGUCCUCAUUGGAUUAUCUUUAGGAGUGUCUCACAGCCCUUGCACAAUAAAACCAUUGGUUGCUGCAUUAUCCUUCCAUCAAUUCUUCGAGGGCUUUGCCCUUGGAGGUUGUAUAGCUCAAGCCCAAUUCAAGGAAAAGUCCACCAUCAUCAUGGCCUGUUUCUUCGCCCUAACAACCCCUGGAGGCAUUGCUGCAGGUAUCGGCCUUGCCUCCUUUUACAACCCGGCUAGCCCAAGAGCCCUCAUUGUUGAGGGAAUUCUCGACUCUAUAUCAGCAGGGAUCCUAGUCUAUAUGUCCUUGGUUGACCUAAUAGCAGCUGAUUUCAUGAGUAAGAAAAUGAGAUCGAACACUAGACUCCAGGUUGUGUCUUACGUUGCUCUUUUCAUGGGUGCUGCUUUAAUGUCAGCGCUUGCUGUCUGGUCGUGAUCUAUUGGUAAACUUUAACCUAAUGUGACUGCUUUUGGAAUUUGUGUGUGUUGUGUUUAACUGCUGUCCAUAAAUCACAACUGGGGAGUUCUUUUUUAGAGCCCGGUUAUUGAUUGUUUCAUGCUUAAAGAGCCUGGUAAAUUGAAGAUGUAUCUGCAUAUCUGCUUGGAGGGAAGUGUGGUUUACAGUGGGGGAGGAGGAGAAUAAUUUACUGGGCAUUAAGUGUGAAUUUUUGUACUGCCUGUACAGUGCUGUGUGGCUGUGUAUACCGGUAACCAACCGAAGUUUUUGUUCCGUGACCCUGUAACUAGAAUUGUUGCCUGUGCUAACUAGAUAAAGGAAAGGAAAAUGAUGAAGAUGAAAAAAAGACUGAUCAACAGUAUACUAUCUUAUACAAAGUAUCUCUGUACAUAUGUAUUUUGAAAUUUUUGCCAUCAAACGCUAUUAUAGCAGUAUUGUACCAAUUACCAAAUAUGUUUUCUAUACUCUUAAUCUCUUAGUAAAUGCAAAGUUUCAUAUUUGGCCCUUUAGAUGUACAA
Chenopodium quinoa (quinoa) is the source of this 1986-nucleotide messenger RNA. RefSeq names its product zinc transporter 4, chloroplastic-like. Gene Ontology annotation, molecular function: zinc ion transmembrane transporter activity. Lineage: Eukaryota; Viridiplantae; Streptophyta; Magnoliopsida; Caryophyllales; Amaranthaceae. The transcript has 4 exons. Gene Ontology annotation, biological process: zinc ion transmembrane transport. The record is from RefSeq and is a predicted model, not a curated record. Gene Ontology annotation, cellular component: plasma membrane. The coding region runs from base 242 to 1447 and encodes 401 amino acids.